AUGAGUGUAGAUAAUGUUGUUGUGGAAGAUGUGGUCGAGGGGCGUGAGGAUGCAACCAACAAUCCACCACCACUAGUUCCACCACAAGCUCCUCAAUUCCCAAACAACAACAAUGGGAAUAACAACAAUGCCGGUACACCAAUCAUCCAACCAGUGCAACCACAACCAAAUAGAAACAACCGUGGCCAAAAUGGUGGGAAUGGAGGAAAUUGGGCACAAAAUAUGGGAGGCAAUGUAGGAAACCACAACAGUGUGACAACGGACUUGGUUGGAAUCAGAACCACAACGGUGGUAACAGGCGAAAAUCAAGGCAAUCGGGGUGGAAAUUGGAACUACAACAAUAAUUGGAACAACCAGAAUUUCCCCAAUGGUGGCAACAAUGACUACAACGAUGGAUUCGGAAAUCAAGGCUUUGGGAAUCAAUAUCGAAGGAAUCCAAAUGGUGGAUUGAAUAAUGCAAAUGGAGGAUACUAUAAGGAAGGCAACCAAUUCCCUCAUCUUUAUUUUCCACAGCCUAAUAGACAAUCUGUGGCGUCUCAUUUUCAGCUGGGAGAGUAUGAUGAUGCUUCAAGAAGAAGAUGUAUUCGACGUCAGUUUCAUCUAUCUAAAUAG
This is a messenger RNA of Lactuca saligna, 612 nucleotides long. Lineage: Eukaryota; Viridiplantae; Streptophyta; Magnoliopsida; Asterales; Asteraceae. The record is from the annotation of a GenBank genome assembly.